AUGGCCCCUCUUUCUACGGGCUAUGCGCCCGACCUUGAGAAAUAUCUCCGGUCUCUCAAGGGCCAAGCUUUGGAAUCCUCCGUUGAGAGUCUUGUCUCACUCCUCAGGCGCCGCCAGAUCAAGGGUUCUGAGCCCUGCGCCGUCGCAACCGCACAUAUUCUACUCCAGGUCGUCGCCCGAUCGAAAUGGUUCAACGUUGACGGCCUGAUUGACAAUGUUUCCCGCAUUGGUCGUCGACUUGUGGAAGCGCAGCCCAAGGAGCUCGUGAUUGCGAACAUCGUGCGCCGAGUCUUGGGCCUCAUUCGCGACGAAGCAGCCGAGGAUAGAAACGAGGGUGCUAGCGAAACCCUCAGUGAUGCCCAGAACACACCAACAGAUGCUGUCCCGAACCCAGAUGCUCUUGCUCACCAGUGGCCGCCUUCGACAUAUGGCAAGCAAGAUUCCGCCGGUGACUAUAUAACCAACAGUGCCAAGCCUCCUCCCGCCCGCCCUGGCCCUUUGUCCUCUUACAGCUCAGUCAACAUUCCCAAGACCCUCUUUCACCUCCUCUCAGUGACUACACCAGGCGAGCUUGCCCCCAGUAGCCAAGGAUCUCCUUUGGGUCUGUCAGGGACGUCUACUCCUUCAUGGAAGGCUCCCUCUGCCCAGGUUCAUGCUUUGAGAUCUGAGGUCAUUGACGGCAUCGAGGAGAUCAAGGACGAGAUUAGCCAAGUGGACGACCAGAUUGCGUCCUUGGCCGAGGUCCAGAUCCACCCUGGUGACUACGUGCUCAUUCACCAGCCGUCUCCUACAGUCGAGCGAUUUAUCCUACGUGCAGCUUUAAAGCGACGGUUCACAGUUCUCAUCGCCAUCGAGCCCCCGAAAAAGCACACCCCUGAAGUUCAGCAUGCUGGGUUCCGAAAGAAGCUCCAGUCUGCCGGAAUUUCGGUGAUCAACGUUAUGAAUGGAGGACUGAUGGCAUACAUGUCCCGAGUGGACAAGGUUAUUCUUGGCGCGCGAGCCAUUGUGGCCAACGGUGGAGUUGUCGCUGACGCGGGUGCUGCUGCUGUGGCUCGAGCUGCCAAGGAGCAAGGCAACGCAGUCAUUGUUCUCAGCGGCGUGUACAAGCUGAGCCCUGAGAACCCCUUUAACGAGGACGCACUCAUUGAGUGGGGAGACUCUGCUAGCUAUGUCAACUUUGCAGACGGACAUAUGGUGAACAGCGUCGAGGUCCGGACUGCUAUCACAGAGCUGGUUCCGCCAGAGUUGAUUGAUACGUACAUCACCAAUCUGGGAACACAUUCAAGAGACCAUCUGUCGAGUCUCAUCGCAGACCAUUACAAGCAGGAGGAUGUUGACUUCCACCUGUGGAGCGGAUGA
Fusarium sp. VM40 is the source of this 1359-nucleotide messenger RNA. The record is from the annotation of a GenBank genome assembly. NCBI's taxonomy places the organism in Eukaryota, Fungi, Ascomycota, Sordariomycetes, Hypocreales, Nectriaceae.